UUAUUCCCCCCGCCUGUUUGUGGCUCUGCUCUUCCAUCUUGUCAUCACCACACAGCAGAUACCACCAGUGGAAGUUGCUACAUUCUGGAGAGCAUGCUGGCAGGCACACCACCUUCACUGCAAGCCCAACAGGUUUGCAGUGCAGGCCAUAAAGGCUCUGCUCUGCCGACUGCAGUGGGACCAUGUGGUGCUGGCUAUGGAGCGCAAGCGUGACUGGGACAUGCUGCUGCGUGCUGACACCCAGCACGUUGCUGUGGGCCUGCUGGCCAGGGUGUUGUGCCAUGUCUUGGACCCCUUCUGUUCCCGCAUUGCAUUCCGCCUGCUCCAGCCACAGAGCAGGGAAGAGCCGUGCUGGGAUCUGCCCUCCCUGGCAUUCCUGGUGGAGGUCCUCGGGGGCCUGGAUUUGAGUGAAUGCGGUGACAGCGUUCUGGAGAUGAUGUCAAGGUACCUGCGGAGCGAGUGCAGGGAGCGGCGUCGCCUGGCGCUCCGAGGCCUUGUGGUGCUCACCAAGGAUCCCUCGAUGGCCAGAAGAAUGUACCCGCUGUCUCAAAGCCUUCUGGAGCUGCUGGGGGAUGCAGAUGGAGAGGUGGUCAGCAUGAGCCUCCGUGUGUUCACAAAUGUCCUCCAGCACAAAGACAUCCUGGUAUCCAGCACCACUGCCCCGAAGCUCGCUGAGGCACUCCUCCUGCUCUUUGACCAUGACAGCAGCUAUGUGCGCUUGCUCUCUAUUUUACUCUUUGACAAGAUCAUGAACUUUCUAGUGGAUGAGGGAGAAAAGCCCAUGAAGAAGAUUUUGUGUCAGAGCUUGCUCCCACUUUUCUUGCACUGCCAUGAGGACAACCAGCGCGUGGCAAAUGCUUCUCGGGAAACGCUGCUUGGUGUGGCCGAGUUUUUGAAGAAGAGGAAUCUCAAGAAGCUGCUGAAGAAGGAGCAGCUGUCAAAGUUUGCCGAGUGCCUGCUGGCAGAGGACAGGAGCCGAGCGGCCGAGCACCUGCGCCGGGCCCUGCCCUACCUGCAGAGCCCACAGGAGCCCCUGCGAGAGGCGGCCGUCAGGUUCAUGGGGAUCGCCGGGCGCUGCCUGAGAGGACAGCAGCAAGAGUUCCGGAUCCUCUGCAGGGCCCUUCAGGACAUGGCGAAUGACGCCAGCCCCGCCAUCUCAUGCCUGGCCCUUCAAACUCAUUACAUCAAUUUAGCUGUGCAGGCCAUUCCCUCCUCCCGACUCCAGAAUGUGCAAGAUCAACUCCGCCGGCUCUGGAAGUCACGGCCUUUCCCGUGUCGCCGGGGCUGGCUGUCCUGCUGCAGCGCUGUGGAGAACUGAUCCGCCAGGCUGCGUCUGCUGGGGCCACCUGAGCCUGCGGGGACCAACCCCCAUGUUAAUUUCAGGAGGACAAUUAGAGAACACCAUGCUAAAUUAAUGAGGACAAUUAGGGAACAGCAUGUUCAUUUCAGGAGCACAAUUAGAGAACACCAUGUUAAAUUUCAGGAGGACAAUUAAAAAACACCAUGUUAAUUUAAGGAGCACAAUUAGAGAACAUCAUGUUAAAAUAAUGAGGACAAUUAGAGAGCACUGUGUUAAUUUCAGGAGCACAAUUAGAGAACAUCAUGUUAAAAUAAUGAGGACAAUUAGAGAGCACUUUGUUAAUUUCAGGAGGACGAUUAGAGAACACCACGUUAAAUUCAGGAGGACAAUUAGAGAACACCACAUUAAAUAUAACAAAGAUGAUUAGAGAUCACCAUGUUAGUUUCAGGAGCACAAUUAGAGAACACCAUGUUAAUUUAACGAAGACAAUUAGAGAAUACCAUGUUAAUUUAAGGAGGACAAUUAGAGAGCUCUGUGUUAAAAUUAACAAAGACAAUUAGAGAACACUAUGUUAAUUUCAGGAGGACAAUUAGAGAAUAGCAUGUUACAAUUAAGGAGCACAAUUAGAGAAUACCAUGUUAAUUUAAGGAGGUCAAUUAGAGAACGCCAUGUUAAUUUAACGAAGACAAUUAGAGAAUACCAUGGUAAUUUAAGGAGGACAAUUAGAGAAUAUGAUGUUAAAAAUAAUGAGGACUAUUAGAGAAUACCAUGUUAAUUUAGUGAGUACAAUUAGAGAAUACCAUGUGAAUUUCAGGAGGACAAUUAGAGAACGCCAUGUUAAAAUUAACAAGGACAGUUAGGGAACACCAUCUUAAUUUCAGGAGCACAAUUAGAGAUCACCAUGUUAAUUUCAGGAGGACAUACUAAAAUGUCAUCAGAGGCUGUGAAACAGCAGGGUGGAGACACAAGAAUAAAUAAAAUAAAAUAAAGUAAAACAAAACAAAAUAAAUAAAAUUAAAGAAUUAAAAAAAUAAAGUAAAAUAAAAUAAAAUAAAAUAUAAAAAUGAAAUAAUAAAUCCUGACCCUCAGGAUGUCUCUGAGCCAGAGAGUGAAGGGGUCAGGCAAAGGAGCUCCCAAAACAUCAGAAAUUUGAAAGAAUGUUUGAGUAGUGUGAAAAUCCCCGAUAUAUGAUUGGCGCUUGGCAAAUAUUAAAAUGAAUACUGAAUGCGAUAUGUGUUAUGUUGGAGAGAUAUGCAGUAUUCAUCUCUUAAAUUUGGCUGUAUUAACAUUUUUUAAAUUUGGCUGUAUGAAUCUCUUUUUCAUUUUAAUAGUGCUGUAUUAAUCUCUUUUAAGUUUUGCUGUAUUAAUGUCUUAAAUUUGGCUAUAUUAAUGUCUUACAUUUUUCCUUUAUUAAUCUCUUUUAAGUUAAGUUUUUCCUGUAUUAAUCUCUUUUAUGUUUUGCUGUAUUAAUCUCUUAAAUUUGGCUGCAUUAAUCCCUUUUAAAUUUCUCCUGUAUUAAUCCCUUUAAUUAGGCGGUAUUAAUCUCUUUUCAGUUUUGCUGUAUUAAUCUCUUUUAAUUUUUUCCUGUAUAAAUCUCUUUUAAGUUUUGCUGUUUUAAUCGCUUUUCAGUUUUUCCUGUAUUAAUCUCUUAAAUUUGGCUUUAUUAAUAUCUUUUAAAUUUUUCCUGUAUUAAUAUAUUUUGAGUUUUGCUGCAUUAAUCUCUUUUAAAUUUUGCUGUAUUAGUCUCUUCUAAAUAGUGCUGUAUUAAAUUAAGUCUCUUAAAUUUUGCUGCAUUAAUUUUGUUUAAAUUUUUCCUGUAUUAAUAUCUUCUAUAUUUUUCCUGUAUUCAUCUAAGUUUUCCUAUGUUAAUCUCUUUUCAGUUUUUCCAUAUUAAUCUCUUUGAAAUUUUUCCUGUAUUCAUCUCUUUUAAGCUUCCCUGUAUUAAUCUCUUUUCAGUUUUCCAUAUUAAUAUCUUUUAAGUUUUUCCUCUAUUGAUCUCGUUUAACUAUUCCUGUAUUAAUAUUUUAAAUUUUUCCUGCAUUCAUCUCUUUUAAGUUUGUCCUCUAUUAAUCUCUUUUCAGUUUUCCUGUAUUAAUAUAUCUUAAGUUUUUCCUGCAUUAAUCUCUUUUAAUUUUUUCCUGUAUUAAUCUCUUCUACAUGUUUCCUGUAUUAAUCUCUUUUAUGUUUUGCUGCAUUAAUCUCAUUUAAAUUCUUCCUGUGUUAAUCUCUUUUAAGUUUUUCCUGUACUAAUCUCAUUUAAUUAUUCCUGUAUUAAUCUUUUCAAUUUUCCCUGCAUUCAUCUCUUUUAAAUUUUUUCUGUAUUAAUCUCAUUUCAGUUUUUCCGUAUUAAUCUCUCUUAAAUUUUUCCUGUAUUCAUCUCUUUUCAGCAGUGUGGCACACACACUUUUUAGCCUAGAGCACAAUAUUAAAAGAACAGCAACAGACACCAAAAUCUCAAAAAAAACCAAAACAUUAUUGCCUCCUUCUGUGGAAAUCUCAGAUUUUCAAAAAUUGAUUUACAAGAUGGGGGGGAAAGCUAAAAUUUAAACUCCUAAAAUUUCAACACAACGAGUUUUUCACAAAUAACGAAAUCAUGAAUAUGCACGCGCCUCAGCGAUGUCACCCCGCUGGAAUUAUUCUCCUUUUUUUAUCCUAUUGCCAUUAUUAUUAUUAUUAAACUUUAAAAACU
Molecule: messenger RNA, 3989 nt
Organism: Taeniopygia guttata (zebra finch)
Lineage: Eukaryota; Metazoa; Chordata; Aves; Passeriformes; Estrildidae
Source: RefSeq, a predicted model, not a curated record